Messenger RNA from Exophiala viscosa, 2193 nucleotides. RefSeq lists its product as uncharacterized. The record is from RefSeq and is a predicted model, not a curated record. Gene Ontology annotation, biological process: intracellular iron ion homeostasis; copper ion import; iron ion transport. Lineage: Eukaryota; Fungi; Ascomycota; Eurotiomycetes; Chaetothyriales; Herpotrichiellaceae. The coding region runs from base 55 to 2109 and encodes 684 amino acids. The transcript has a single exon. Gene Ontology annotation, molecular function: ferric-chelate reductase activity. Gene Ontology annotation, cellular component: plasma membrane.
CGAUAAGAUUCAUUGAAGUCGUACCAAAGUACUCUUCGGAGUGCUGACAAGUCAAUGGACGAACUCCCUCCCCUCGAGCCACUCGAUGUCCUUCGAUUGGCAUUGAGACGCUCCUCCGAUCUCAUCACCAUCCUUGAAGCUCCUCCCAAUCCGGGGCUCUCUCGCGACCAUAUCCGCAAAAUCAUCGCUGCCGUCCUCUGGCACCGCAAGUUCCUCCUAACGUACUAUAUUGUGAUCGGAAUCUUCAUAGCUGUCACAUGCGGUCGACGUAUAUACGCGCAUGCGACGCGGAAAUCUACAAAGAGGAAGGAAAAUGGGUACAGUACAUCAGAUGCAUCCGAGACCGUCUCGUCAUCGUCCAGCACAUUGACAGGGACGUUAACACCGCCCAAGAAGGAUGACGAUGCAUACAAUACGGAGGACACACCUCUGCUGAGCAAAAGUGGUCCCAAGCAACGUCCUGGUGUUCUCAACGAGCUGAAGGCAGUCUUAAUGCAUCAGCCUGCACCAAUUACGGCAUUGACUUCACCUUCGAACGUCCUGCCGAACAAUGGAACGUCUUUACUCGUCCUGUGCUUCCUAGGAGUCAAUCUGUUCUACCUCUUCUUCCGGACCCCGUUAUCACUAGAAUGGAUCUUCAUCCUGGGCGAUCGAGCUGGUCUUCUCUUCAUGGUCAACUUGCCGGUGCUAUACAUUCUCGCAGCCAAAACCAAUCAACCCAUCAAAUUUCUGACUGGCUGGUCUUACGAAGGCCUUAACCUGUUCCAUAGGCGACUCGGUGAGUGGAUGAUCGUUUUCGGCGUGAUCCACAUGCUCGGAAUGCUCCUGGUCUGGUACAACGUCCUUCGUCCCUUGGGUUUCGAUUUCCUCCAAUACCUUUUUCACAAGACGGUCUUCCUGGGAAUCGCCGCCAUCAUCUCUUACUUUGUCAUUUACAUAACGAGCGUCGGCUGGUUCCGACAUCUAUAUUACGAAACAUUCCUGGGUUUGCAUAUAUCUUUCCAGGUGGCCGCACUUGUCUUUCUGUUCUUUCAUUAUCCGACAGCUCAGCCAUAUGUUGUGGCAACAUUGGCCAUCUGGGCGAUUGACCGCUUACUCUGGCGGAUGACUUUGUCAAGUCGAAAAUACAUCGCAACCUUAGAAAUCGCUCCCGACGAGCAGACCAUCUUACUACAUUGCGACAUAGACUUACGGCGCAAGCUGUUGGGUACUCGAAUCGGUCUGCACCACGGCUGGCUUCCUGGACAACAUGUGUUUCUUACAAUCCCUUCAAUGGGUUUCAAGUAUCGAUUUCAGGCACAUCCUUUUACGAUUGCAUCGGCUGCUCCACCAAGAAACACCACCAUGGAAAAGUGGCCACUUGAACUCAUCAUCCGCGCCAUCGAUGGCUUUUCAUUGGAUCUGCUGGAGUAUGCACGACAUCAUCAACAUUGCGAGAUCAUCCUCGAUGGCCCACACGGUGGAACAGAAGCUCUCGAGGCUGCUCAUCAUGCCGAUCGUGUCUGCUUUGUUGCUGGAGGCAGUGGCAUAGCAGUGACAUAUCCUCUUGCCUGGGAUGUUCGAGUCGAGGAAACAAUGCAAGACGGUGCCCUGGUGAGCACCCGGACCGUGUACCAAAAUGGUUCAAAGUUGAAGCAGUCAGUCCUUGAUUGUGGUCCUUCUACUGAUCCUAUGAGAUACGCCCAUCUCUGGGUCCGACAAGAUCCGCGCCACGACAAGUGGCUGUCGACUUUCCCCAGGGCAAGCACUCUCAAACAAGGGUCUCAGGGCAAUCAGCUCUUCUGCGAUGUAGUUGAGAAUGAUGGUCAGGAGAAAGUGUCUAGCCUUGUCACCAAUGCGUUCGAUACGAGGCGUCCUGGUCCUGAAGGUGGCAGACCUGAUAUAAAGGCCGAAAUCUGGAAUUGGGUGACCUCCGUUCCUGCCACAAAAUCAUUGGUCUCGCAUACCCUCAAUGCUUCCUUGUCGCAAGGAACGCGACCCUGCAGAGACAAGAUAUGCAUUAUUGUCUCCGGACCAGACGGCCUGGUCCGGGACGUCAGGAACGUCGCGGCUCAGCUUGUCCCCGAUGGCUGGGGUAUUGAAGUCUGGGUUGAGAAGUUCGGAUGGUAAUGACUUUCACGUGUGGAAUUAUAUGAAUGGGGUAGACACUGGCGUUUCUUGCUAGAAUCGUAAUUCAAAUGGGAUCUCCCAAAU